AUGUAUGCUCUCAAUGUCGACCCUCUUGACUGGAGCUUUACGCCGUUUGCCAGGCCGAAUAUGCAGCUGUUCCUGGUGGCUCAGGAAAGGUACGGCGGUGAACAGCACGAGCGUGUGAUCCUCAUCGAACAGGAAGGUGCAGAAGACGACGCGGACCAAGCGGCCACAGACGAAAGAAAGGAGUCUGAUGUGAUUUAUGCAAACUACCAUGUCUUGCUAUGGUGUUCAAAGUAUGAAUCCGGUCCGAGUGUGGAGAGGAUGAAGCAAAACGUCGCGCAUGGCAAGUUCCAACUGGCCAAGGCUAGCUGGGUCAAUGGCGGGCAGGGACAGCGCUGGUGCAUUGGAUAA
Molecule: messenger RNA, 348 nt
Organism: Cladophialophora bantiana CBS 173.52
Lineage: Eukaryota; Fungi; Ascomycota; Eurotiomycetes; Chaetothyriales; Herpotrichiellaceae
Exons: 1
Coding region: 1-348 (115 amino acids)
Source: RefSeq, a predicted model, not a curated record